Messenger RNA from Limanda limanda (common dab), 800 nucleotides. RefSeq names its product growth/differentiation factor 6-like. Gene Ontology annotation, cellular component: extracellular region. Gene Ontology annotation, biological process: SMAD protein signal transduction; BMP signaling pathway. The transcript has 5 exons. Lineage: Eukaryota; Metazoa; Chordata; Actinopteri; Pleuronectiformes; Pleuronectidae. Bases 201 to 800 code for a protein of 199 amino acids. Gene Ontology annotation, molecular function: cytokine activity; growth factor activity. The record is from RefSeq and is a predicted model, not a curated record.
GGGGACAAGAAGACAACAAUGUUACGUAUCUCAAGGCCAAGCUGGGCUACAGGAAGAUAAAAACCCAGGUUCCCAGGCCUUGACAAACGAUACGUUGCUCAGCAUCCUCAUCUCGUCACUCCUAUCUCCAGCCUCCGACCAGACGGACAGAACCAACAGCAAGCGCCCUCUUUUGCCGGACUCGAACCAAGCUCGUCACCAUGUCCUUUGCGUUCACCGUCUCGAUAAUGCUUCUGGGCUCUUCGGCCGUGGUUGCGUUUGUCUUGCAGCCAUCCAAUGAAGAACCUGCAACCUCUGCCAUCAGUUGCCGUGGCGAGUCAUUGGAGUCCAUCAGGAAGAGUCUCCUCAAGGCUCUCAACCUGGAGGCCGAGCCUCGUCUUCCUGCUGGCGGGCUGCACGCUAUCAGAGAGCAAUGGCAGCGCACCACUUCUCACAGAACCAAAGUUGCUGCAGCUGCAGCAGCCCCUGACUCACGUGAUGGAGAAAACCGUCUGAGGUGCUGCUCUGUGGCCUCUGAGAUCUUCAUGAAAGAUCUGGGCUGGGACAACUGGGUGAUCCAUCCCUCCAGCCUCACCAUUGUUCACUGUGCACUCUGCAACCCUGAGAUGAACAACGUGCAAUGUCCAUCAUCCCACACCAAUGGCCAGGAGGCCAACUCACAGGUCCAGGUGCCAUGUUGUCAGCCCAGCUCCCAGGAAUUGGUGCCCAUCGUCUACGUGGACGAGUCCAACACUGUCGUCAUUUCCUCCGUUCAGCUGACCCGCAGCUGCAGCUGUGGACCUGGAGGCAACAGAGAAUAA